AUGGGAAUCACUGCGGAGAAAGAGAACUUCGGUGAGGGUGCUCGCCCUCCGGCUACCUCAUCGCCAUGCGAACCCAUCGCCAUCGUGGGCAUGGCGAUGCGCCUACCGGGGGGAGUACACAGCGGAGAGGAAUUUUGGGACAUGCUGAUCGAAAAGAGGAGUGGUCUCUGCGAUGUACCCAAAGACCGGUUCAAUAUCGAUGCGUUCCAUGUCCCGCACCAGAAGGCAGGAACGGUGCGUAUAAAGCAGGCGUACUUCUUGGACGAUGUGGAAAUCGGGCAGUUUGACAGCUCCGUCUUCUCCAGCUCCAAGACGGAGGUGGAGCGGCUUGACCCCCAGCAGCAGCAAUUGCUGGAAGUCGUCUAUGAGUGCCUGGAGAAUGCAGGGUCGACUUCGUGGCGCGGCAGCGAUAUUGGCUGCUAUGUUGGGAUGUUUGGCGAGGACUGGCUGGAUCUCAUGGCCAAGGAGACACAGCAUAUGGGUGGCUAUCGGGUGACGGGGUAUGGGGACUUCGUGUUGGGAAAUCGCAUUUCUUAUGAGUUUGAUCUGCAUGGUCCAAGCAUGACGGUCAAGACGGGCUGCUCUUCAUCGCUAGUCUGCCUGGAUCUGGCCUGCAAGGCGAUCCGAGACGGCGACUGCGAUGGCGCGUUGGUUGGCGGCACGAAUCUGAUCUUCUCGCCCACCAUGACGCAGGCCCUGACCGAUCAAGGAGUGCUGUCGCCGACCGGAACUUGCAAGACAUUCGAUGCAGCGGCCGAUGGCUAUGCCCGCGGAGAGGCUAUCAAUGUGAUAUAUAUCAAAAGGCUGAGCCAGGCGAUCCAAGAUGGAGACCCCAUCCGGGCCAUCAUCCGCGGAACCAGCGUCAACUGCGAUGGUCGGACCCAGGGAAUGAUCACCCCCAGCCCCAUUUCCCAGGAGGCAGCAAUUCGCCGUGCCUAUGAGGCAUCCGGAAUCCGUGACCUGUCCCAAACAGCCAUCGUCGAAUGCCACGGUACCGGCACGGGGGUGGGCGAUCCCCUGGAAGCCGCUGCCGUGGCGAAGUGCUUUGGAGAGAAGGGCGUCGUGAUCACAUCGGUCAAACCAAAUGUCGGGCACUCCGAGGGUGCAGCUGGAUUGACGAGUGUCAUCAAAGCGGUCCUGGCCUUGGAGCACCGGCAGGUGCCACCGAACAUCAAUUUCACGGCCCCCAACCCUAAGAUCCCUUUCAAGGAGUGCAAGCUCCAUGUUCCGGUCGAGGUGGAGGCCUGGCCCGAAGGUCGCGCGGAACGAGUCAGCGUCAACUCGUUCGGCAUUGGGGGUGCCAAUGCGCAUGUCAUCCUUGAAUCCCCCGGGCAAUUUGGGGUGCAGCGCCCGUCCGCUGCUGUGCAUGGCGAGGGGCCACACUUGAUGCUGUUCUCCGCGCACAGUGCCGAGUCACUCGAAUCGAAUAUCCAGUCUCAUCGAGACUUCAUGAAACAGGACAAGGCAUCCCUGCGUGACAUCGCAUAUACGCUGUCCAGCCGCCGGAUCCCGCAGUCCCAUCGAGCCUAUGCCGUGGUGGAUGGCAUGGAUAUGCCGCCCGCAUCGGGGACGGAGGUGGCCAAGUCAACACCAAAGGUCGUCUGGGUGUUCACGGGGCAGGGGGCGCAAUGGCCGGAAAUGGGCGUCCAGUUGAUCGAGACGAAUGCCAUAUUCCGAAACACGAUCAGACAGCUGGACCGCUUCUUGCUUUCCCUACCAACGCCCGCACUGUGGACCAUCGAGGCCGAGCUGCGCAAGGUGAAUGAGACCAGCCGCGUCUACACCCCGGAGAUGGGCCAUCCGUUGUCCGUAGCCGUUCAGAUCGGGCUGAUCGAGAUCCUUCGAUCGUGGGGAGUCACGCCCAGUGCGGUGUUAGGGCACUCGUCCGGGGAGCUGUCUGCGGCAUAUGCCAGUGGCGCCAUCACCGCCGAAGGGGCCAUGGCUGCAGCCACCCUUCGGGGUACCAGCAACGAACUGUCGUCCCAAAAGGGAUUGAUGGCCGCCAUUGGGCUGGGACGCGACGAGGCGCUGCCCUUCGUCCAGCCCGGGGUGGUCAUUGCGUGCGAGAACAGCCAGAUGAGCGUGACCCUGUCGGGAGACGCGUCGCAGAUGGAGAACGUGGUCAACAAGAUCAAGACGGAGCGUCCAGAGGUGCUGGCUCGCUUCCUCCGUGUGGAAAAGGCUUUCCAUUCCCACCACAUGUGGGAGUAUGGGCCGAUGUACGAAGAAAAACUCCAAGCCGUCGUGCAUAGUGUUGAUCCGCGCAUCCCCUUCUACUCCAGCGUCACCGGCGACCAUCUGACGGGCGAGGGGGCUCUGGGGGCCUCAUAUUGGCGCCGCAACAUGGAGAGCCCCGUGCUCUUCAACUCGGGCGCUCGUUCGGUGCUGCGUGACCACCCGGAGAGGCUGGUGCUUGUUGAGAUAGGCCCUCACCCGGCGUUGAAGGGCCCCAUCGGGCAGAUUCUACGCGACGUUGGUCGGUCCGGGGAGGUGCAUGUCGGCACCCUCCAGCGAGGUCAGUUCGUCAUGGACCUGCCUCGCUACUCCUGGAAGCGCGACAUCUCGCACUGGGCUGAGCCACGCGUCGCCAGAGAGUGGAGGUUCCGCGAACACCCCCCUCACGAGCUGCUUGGGAAUCGCUUGAUAGAACUGGGAAGCGAGCCGUGUUGGAGAAAUGUUCUGGCUAUGGAGAACGUCCCGUGGCUGGUGGGCCAUCAGCUUGGGGGCCACACGGUAUUCCCUGCUGCGGGAUAUAUCUGCAUGAUUGGGGAGGCCCUGCGGCAGCUGGGAGGGGAGGUAGCGUACAGUCUUCGCAAUAUCAGCAUUGCCUCGGCAGUCGUUCUGGAGACCGACGCAACUGUCGAGUUGUUGACGAGUCUGAAGCCAAUUUCGCUCGAUGCCUCGGAGAAGUCCCCGUGGUACACUUUCACAAUCAACUCCUGUGACGGCACAAGAUGGACCCGGAACUGUUAUGGGGAGGCCAGGCCGUCUGUUGACAAGUCUCAUUCACUCGAAGCGUGCGGAACAGGCCCUGCAUUCCCCCGGAAGGUGGAUGAGAACACUUGGUACAGGAUGUUGAGCCAGGUGGGCUUUAAUCACACUGGCCUAUUCCGGGGAUUGAAGCAAAUCUUCGCUGCCCCUGUCAAGAAUGAAUCAUCCGCGGUGGUUUCGACUACCGAUUCCCAUGCCCAAGCGAAGUAUGCCUUGCACCCAGGAGUAAUCGACCAGUGCUUCCAACUGUUCACCGUCUCGGCCUAUCGUGGCCUGACCCGCGACUGUCAUCAGCUCGCAGUUCCUACCUUCAUCGAGGAGAUUGUCAUAUCUCCCAGCGACGAGGAGCUGCAUGUUACAGCCCUCAUCCGGAAAGUGGAACGGGGGUCAUUCGUCGGAGACCUUGUGGCUCAGGCCUCCGGGCAGAAGAUGAUCUCCCUGAAAGGAUUCAAGGCAUCCGCUGUCAGCGCCGACAAUGAUGCCGAAGAGACCCCCCUAAUCAGCCGGAUGGAAUGGAAGCCACACGCCGACUUUGUCGACAUGAGCAAGCUGGUGCACCCUCGGGAGCAUUGCCCCCCGGAAUGGCCCCUGUUGGAGGAACUUGUCCUCCUGUGCAUGCUUGACCACCAGAGGCAGAUCCAGCCAUGCGACGAGACCCCCGACUAUCUCCGGUCGUUUUUCGCCUGGAUGCGCGCCCACGUGGAAAGGUACCAGGCUGGUACCAACACAUUUAUCUCCAAUAGCCUUGAGCUGGGCGAGCUCCGGAGGGAGGAGAGACUGGCUCGCAUCGAGGAGAUCAUCGCCCGAGUGUCAAUGUCCCCGUACGCCCCCUUCGCGAUUGCCGUGAAUCGCCUCUUCCAGGCCGCACCCACCAUCUUCGCGGGCGAGGCACAUCCACUGCAUAUCCUCAUGGAGGACAACGUCCUGACGGACCUCUACGUCGCUGGUGAUGUUUUGGACUAUGCCGAGGCACUGCAGGUCCUCGGACAUACGAAUCCCCGCCUAAGGAUUUUGGAGAUCGGGGCGGGCACCGGGGGAACCACGCACAAGGUCCUGCGUGCCCUAACUUCUUCCUUCGGGGAGCGGCUGUAUGGCAGCUACACCUACACCGACAUCUCCUCUGGGUUCAUGUCGGCCGCUGAAGAGAGAUUUGCCGACUACGAGGGCAUUGAGUACGCCGUCUUUGACAUCACCCAGGACCCUGCCACCCAGGGCUUUGAGCUUGGAAAAUAUGAUUUGAUUGUCGGGAGCAACGUUGUGCAUGCUACGCCGUCAUUGCAAUCAACCCUCGGCAAUUUGCGUGCUUUGCUUAGCCCGACAGGCCGGCUCUUCCUGCACGAGCUUUGCCCCGGUAAACCUGUACCGACAUCUAUCAAGGGAUUCCUUUCCGGCUGGUGGCUGGGUGCCAGCGACAACCGCGUAGACGAGCCAUACAUCUCGACCGCACGCUGGUCGAAGGAACUCGUCGCAGCAGGAUUCCAGGCCCCGGAGGUCAUGGUGCUGGACGGAAUCGCCCCGUAUCAUGCCAGCGCGGGUAUCAUGGCUUCCAAUGCCAGCAGCAAGACCGAUCCCCCCCGCGUAACUUUGUUGUGCUAUGGCCCAGACGGCCCUUACAUUCAAGAGACCAGACGCCGACUUGAAGCGUUGAAUAUCAUCGUAGACAUUUCCCUGUUUGGUGAAAUCCUCCCCCCUGACCAGGACGUCAUUUCUCUGCUUGACCUGCAGCACUUUACCAUCCACGACAUGUCGGAGGCGACCCUGGACUCCAUUCUCGGCUACCUGCAGGCCUUCGAGGGUAAGAUCAUUUGGGUGACACGGGCCUCCCAGAUUAACUGUGAGGAUCCACGGGCUGCUAUGAUAUUGGGGCUUGCUAGGGCUGCUCGGAGGGAAUUGUCUAUUAAGUUGUUCACGGUCGAGCUGGACAGCGCUACACCCGUCACAGGGGGCGUGGAUGCAAUCACCGACAUUCUUCUUCGGGUCAGUGCUCUGGAUCUGCAACCAGAUGCGAUGGACCCUGACUGGGAGUAUGCGAUCGUGGACGGUGAUAUCCAUGUUCCCAGACUGCACUGGCAGACUGUAUCCGAUGCCUUUGGUCAGUGUCGCGGUGGCGAUCGCCCACCCGUGAAGAGCCUGACUAUGAAAAGCCCUGGAUUGCUGCACACGAUGGGCUGGAGGGAGGAGUUGAGCACGUCCCCGAAAGAGGGCGAGGUGGUGGUUCAAACCAGGGCCGUCGGGUUGAAUUUCAAGGAUAUUCUGAUCAGUCUCGGUGUAUUAGACAACAGCACCGACGAGUUGGGGCUCGAGGGGGCUGGGGUUGUUCACGCCGUAGGCCCGGGCGUGCAGAACAUCGCGGUCGGGGACCGGGUGAUGUACAUGGCCAGUGGAUGCUUCACCACGCAUAUCACCCUGCAGGAGAGCAUGUGUGUUACGAUGGAUGACUGGAUGACCUUCGAGCAGGCCGCAGCCCUGCCGUGUGUCUACGCCACUGCCUCCAUGGCCCUGAUCGACAAAGCCGGUUUACAACCAGGCCAGUCAAUCCUCAUUCACUCUGCCUGCGGCGGUGUCGGCCUAGCUGCCAUUCAAAUCGCGCGGAUGAUCGGCGCGGAGAUCUACUGCACCGUGGGAAGCGAGACCAAAGCCCAAUAUCUGACCGAACAUCACCACAUCCACCGCUCCCACAUCUUCAACUCCCGCGAAUCCACCUUCCUCCGGGACGUCAUGCAAGCCACCGACAACCGGGGCGUCGACGUCGUGCUCAACUCCCUGUCCGGCGAUCUCCUGCACGCGUCCUGGAAGUGCGUCGCUGACUUCGGUGUCAUGGUGGAAAUUGGAAAACGGGACUUCCGACGUCGUGCCAAGCUGUCCAUGGAGGCUUUCGAGGCUAACCGGACCUUUGUCGGACUGGAUUUGUGGCAGAUUUCGCUGAGUAGACCUGAGAAAACUGCGAGUCUACUGCGGCGCUGUGUUGAUUGGAUCAGGGCCGGGGCCAUCGUACCGGACGCAAUUUCUCAUUCAUUCCCUGCAGGUGACAUCCAAGAGGCCUUCCGCCUCAUGCAGGCUGGUCGCCAUAUCGGGAAGAUUGUGGUCAAUAUGCCGGAGGAUGUGGACGCUCUGGUUGCCACCAGGAUCAAACCCACUCCCACUCUCCGACAAGAUCGCAGUUACCUUCUCGUCGGUGGUCUGGGUGGCCUCGGACGGUGUGUGGCCACCUGGAUGGUGGAGCACGGGGCGCGCAGUCUCAUCUUCCUCUCGCGAUCUGCCGGCCAGGGCCCGGAUACCCGUGGAUUCCUGGAUGAGCUUCACGCGCAAGGGUGCCAGGCGCAACUGGUCCCCGGAGAUGUCGGCAGCAUGGCAGCCGUCGAGGAAGCUGUCAGGGGCGCCGCCAUGCCCAUGGCCGGGGUUGUGAAUAUGUCUAUGGUUCUCAGGGACAUCCCUCUGGAACGAAUGACCCUCUCGGACUGGACAGCUGCCGUCGAACCCAAAGUGCAAGGCACCUGGAACCUGCACCACGCCGUCUCCUCAGACCUCGACUUCUUCAUCCUCUUCUCGUCCUACAGCGGCGUGGCCGGCCACUGGAACCAGGCCAACUACGGCGCCGCCAACACCUUCCUCGACGCAUUUGUCCAGUACCGCCAUCACAACGGCCUGCCGGCAUCCGUGAUCGACAUCGGCGUGAUGGAACGGGUCGGAUACUUGUCUCGCAACGACCACAUUCUCGCCCACUUCGAGCAGGCAGGAUUGCACGUUUUAGGCGAGAAUGAUCUGCUGAACGCCAUGACCCUCGCCGUUGCACGAUCGUCGCCCACCGCCAUCCCAUCCAAGGCCACGGCAACCUACUCCUAUUCCAACCCCAGCCAGAUCCUCCUUGGCCUCAACACCACCAUCCCCCUGUCCUCCACCACCAACCGGGUCGCCUGGAAACACGACAUGCGAAUGAGCAUUUACUGGAACCUGAACGGCGCCACGGAUCCCUCGUCCGCCGGGUCUUCGGAUCAGAGCAGUCUAAGAGAGUUCCUUGCCAAUGCUGCUUCCCGUCCUGCCAUUCUUCUGGAUGACACGGCUACCGUUGUUAUCGCCACGGCUGUGGCGGGUGCGCUGGCCCAUUUCUUGAUCAGGAGUGAAGAGACCAUUGCGCUCGGCGACUCGCUGCAGAGCCUGGGCGUGGAUUCGCUGGUUGCGAUGGAGGUCCGCAAUUGGAUUCGCCAGCAGCUGGGCGUCGAGACGAGUGUCUUUACCCUCAUGCAGAGCCCGUCGCUUCUGCAGCUGGGAGAGCAUAUUCGGCUGGCCUUGGUUGGGAAACUUGGGGCGUAG
Aspergillus heteromorphus CBS 117.55 is the source of this 7302-nucleotide messenger RNA. RefSeq names its product reducing polyketide synthase sphB. The record is from RefSeq and is a predicted model, not a curated record. The coding region runs from base 1 to 7302 and encodes 2433 amino acids. The transcript is spliced from 15 exons. Gene Ontology annotation, biological process: secondary metabolite biosynthetic process; fatty acid biosynthetic process. NCBI's taxonomy places the organism in Eukaryota, Fungi, Ascomycota, Eurotiomycetes, Eurotiales, Aspergillaceae. Gene Ontology annotation, molecular function: fatty acid synthase activity; oxidoreductase activity; 3-oxoacyl-[acyl-carrier-protein] synthase activity.